UUUUUUUAUAUGUCGCGAGUGUGUGUGUGUGGUGUUGAUUGGCGUUGUUGGUUGUUCAUUUUUUCACUUUUCAGUUGCAUUUCUAAUUUUUUGGACGCUUAAUUUCUAUCGCAAAUGACGCGCCUUGUUAACAUUUAUUUAAACAAAUAAUAAUUCAAUUAAUAUUGAUAUCUGCUUCCUGUCUGACGAGAAAAAAAAGGGAAAACAUUUUACAGAAAUAAAAAGUUGUUUAUGUUGUCAGUGGUGAAUCAAAGGAUAUACUUAUUGAAAUAAUAUGCCUUAUACAAAUGUUGAUAACGUCUCAGCAGAGUCACAAAAUGGUGCAAGUGAUAGCAACAUGUGUCUUGAGCUAGCCCUAGAAGGUGAACGUCUGUGUAAAGCUGGUGAUUGUCGUUCGGGUGUUGCCUUUUUUCAGGCAGCAAUACAAGCUGGUACAGAUGAUUUACGUACACUAAGUGCAAUUUAUAGUCAACUUGGUAAUGCAUAUUUUUAUCUUGGUGAUUAUGUCAAAGCAAUGCAAUAUCACAAGCAUGAUUUGACACUUGCCAGAACAAUGGGUGAUAAAUUAGGUGAAGCUAAAUCAAGUGGUAAUCUUGGUAAUACAUUAAAAGUCAUGGGUAAAUUUGAUGAAGCCAUGAUUUGUUGUAAACGUCAUUUAGAAAUAUCACGUGAAAUUGGUGAUAAAUUAAGUGAAGGUAGAGCAUUGUAUAAUUUGGGUAAUGUUUAUCAUGCUAAAGGUAAACAAGGUGGACGUGGUCCACAUGAUCCUGGUAAAUUUACUGAUGAUAUUAAACAAUGUUUACAACAAGCUGUUGGUUAUUAUGAAGAAAAUCUUGAAUUAAUGAGAGAAUUAAGUGAUUCAGCAGCACAAGGUAGAGCAUGUGGUAAUCUUGGUAAUACAUUUUAUUUACUUGGUGAUUUUAAACAAGCUAUAUUUUAUCAUAAUGAAAGAUUAAAAAUAGCACGUGAAUUUGGUGAUAAAGCUGCUGAACGUCGUGCAAAUAGUAAUCUUGGUAAUUCACAUAUAUUUUUGGGUGAAUUUGAAAAAGCAGCACAACAUUAUAAACGUACACUUGUAUUAGCACAAGAAUUAAAUGAUCGUGCUGUUGAAGCACAAGCAUGUUAUUCACUUGGUAAUACAUAUACAUUAUUACGUGAUUAUCCAUCAGCAAUUGAAUAUCAUUUACGUCAUCUUGAUAUUGCACAACAGCUAAUUGAUCGUGUUGGUGAAGGACGUGCAUGUUGGUCAUUAGGAAAUGCAUAUUCAGCAAUGGGUAAUCAUGAAAAAGCUCUUAAUUAUGCAACAUUACAUUUAAAUAUAUCAAAAGAACUUUGUGAUCCAAUGGGACAAGCAACAGCACAAAUUAAUGUUGUUGAUUUACAAAAAAUACUUGGAAUGGAAAAUAAUGAAAAAGAAAAUGAUAAAUUUAUUAGCAAUAAUAAUAAUAAUACAAAUAAUUUAACAGCACCAUCAUCAAUUAAUGCAAUAACAUCACCAGGAAGAUAUAGACUAAGAAGACAAAGCAUGGAUAAUUUGGAUUUAAUUAAACUAACUCCUGAUGGUAAACAAAAAGAUAAUAAUGAUCAACCACCACCAGCAAGAGCUGGUAUUGCACCACAGCCAUCACAAGAAGAAGAAGAAGAAGACUUUUUUGAAUUAUUAUCAAAAUGUCAAUCUGGCAGAAUGGAUGAUCAAAGAUGUGUAUUAAAUACAAAUAAAAAACCAAGAAUUAAAAUUUUAACAAAUGAAAAAGAAAAAGAUAGUGAUGAUUUAAUUGAACUUAUUGCUGGAAUGCAAAGUAAAAGAAUGGAUGAACAAAGAGUUACAUUACCAUAUUUACCUGGAUUAAAUACAAAUUCUCAUACACAAGCAGCAAUGAAAACACCAGUACGUAAUAAUAAUGAUGCUGAUGAUUUAUUUAUUGAUAUGUUAUUGAGAUGUCAAAGUUCAAGAUUAGAAGAUCAAAGAAGUCCAUUACCAAUAGCAUCAACAAUACGUGAUGCUGAAGAUGAACAAGACCAAAUAUCAAUUGUUAAUAAUAAUAAUAAUACUCAAUCUGGUACAACUGUACCAGAAGAAGAUCUUUUCUCUUUGAUACAGAGGCUACAAGCUGGACGUAUGGAAGACCAACGUGCUUCUGGACCAAGCAAAAAUUAUUAGACCAAAUAUUCAUCAUCAUCAUCUUUUUUAUUUUGCAUUAUUUAAUAAUUAUUUUAUUGAAUUUGUUUUUCUCUUUUAAUUCAACAGUGCCAAUUUAAUGUCUCAAUUAGUCUUUCAAAUUAAUUUAGACUGAUUUUUUAUUUACACUGUGUUGGUUAUUAUUUUUUAAAUACAAAACAGCAAGUUGUAUAUAUGUAUUUUAUUUUUUUUACUCUUGCAUUUAGUUUUUUUUAAUUGCAUUUCAAUAAUUUUUAACAAAUCAAAAUUAAAAUUGGUGCUUUAAAAAUUAUCUACGACCUAAAAAAAAUUCUUAUUCCAUCCAUUUAGCUCAGAUCAAGGUAUUUUCAAUGGCACUGAUUUAUUAAUAUUGCCAAAUAAUAAUAAAAAAAAAAAACAUUAAUAAUAUUAAUCAAUUAGUAUUAAUAUGACUGGAUAAUUAUCAAUGAUAUUUUUACUUGAUUUAAUAUUUUCUUCGCUCAUUAAUGUGAAUGAUAUAUUGUAUAAAUCAUGAUUAUUAAUUACCAUGAAUUAUUAACAAAUAAAAAAUAAAUUAUUUACAAUAAUUAUUAUUAAUAGUUUAUUGUUUAUGACUUUGUAAAAUUAACUGAAAAUAAUAUCGAUUACUUUUUGGUAAUUUUUAUUAUUGAUUUUCUUUUUUUUAUUUUGGUUUUAGUAAAAUGAUAUAUAGAUUAUAUUAAUAUGUAUCUUUUUAUAAACUAAAUUAUAUUUUUUAGUAUAUUUUACAAACUAAAAAUUAAAAAUAAAUUUACUUUUUUUUUUUUUGAGUAGUUAUUAUAGCUGAUUUAUGUAUCUUUCUAAAUAUCAUUUUUUGAAAUUAAUUUUAAAGUUCAAAAAUUGAAUAACAAUAAAUUGAAUGAAUAAAAAAAAAUUUAAUUUUUUACAAUUAUUGACGCUUUUUUAAACAAUACCCUCUAUAUUUUUUUUUUUUUUUUUACAUAUUUUUGUCAUUCCUUUACGAGUUGAAGAAAGAAAUAAACUUUUUUUAUUUUCGAAAUUGAUUAAUUUAAUUGUCGAAAUUUCAUGAUGGUAUUUUUUUGAAGUCGAAAUGAAUUUAAUUAUUUUUCAAUAAUAUUAUUUAAUUUUAUUUAUUUUUGAAUAAUUUUAUUAUUGUUUUUUUUUAUUAGAAUUUAUAUUUUUUCACAAGGUCGUUUUUAUUUAUACAAAUGUUUAUUUAAUUCUUAAAAUAAAUAUAUUGUAUUAUGUCUAGGAAAAAAAAUUGCAAUUUAAUUUUGACAUAUAAAAUAUGUCGUUUCGUAAAAAAUUUCGAUAGUUAUUUAAAUUAAACAUUUCGAUUCGAAAAAAAAAUUCGAAAUGUUUUAUUAAAAAAAAGUUUAAAGUUAACCUGACGAUCUAACAAUUUAUAAAUAUUUUUUACAUAAUAUUAUUGUUUGUUAUUUCGAUUUUUCUCUGCCAAGAAAAUUUUCGUUCUUAAAAAAAUAUAUAUCCCAAAUUAUAAAAUUUACAAAAGACU
This is a messenger RNA of Aphidius gifuensis, 3653 nucleotides long. It is a transcript of the gene pins, whose product is annotated as G-protein-signaling modulator 2. Gene Ontology annotation, molecular function: protein binding; GTPase regulator activity. The coding region runs from base 275 to 2161 and encodes 628 amino acids. The record is from RefSeq and is a predicted model, not a curated record. Lineage: Eukaryota; Metazoa; Arthropoda; Insecta; Hymenoptera; Braconidae. The transcript has 5 exons.